UAUCUUCAUGAUAGCGGAAUAAGCCACCGGGAUUUAAAGCCAGAAAAUAUUCUUCUUUCUGGACCCGAUAACCGCUGCCUCAUUAAAGUAACUGACUUCGGUUUAUCAAAGCUCGUUGAUAGCAAUACUAUGCUGCGUACAUUCUGUGGCACACCAACAUACCUGGCGCCUGAGAUUCUAGAGUCAGCUGGCUCUGGCGUUUAUACGAGUGCAGUUGAUGUCUGGUCUUUAGGCGUCAUACUCUAUAUUUGGUGA
Messenger RNA from Protopolystoma xenopodis, 255 nucleotides. NCBI's taxonomy places the organism in Eukaryota, Metazoa, Platyhelminthes, Monogenea, Polystomatidea, Polystomatidae. The record is from the annotation of a GenBank genome assembly.